CUCCUAUAUUGUCACCGCAAUCUUGUUCUUGUGGUCACCUCCCCUAAGUUCAAAUUCUGAGGUCCAUUUUAUUAUCACAUUAUUUUUUAAUAAUAUACGCAAUAUAAUACUGGGUGAACUCUCCCUUUACUGCUAUAGCACUACUACUCUACUAGUCUUACUACUGCGCUCUCUUGUGUGUGUAUAUAUAUAUAUAUUCAUGCCCGUUGAACCCCAAAAAUUAUGGUUCAGCUUCCCUUUUCUCAGAUCUGCUACUAAAAGGUGGUGAAUAAAGGAAAAUUGUCAAGGACUGAUAGAAUUUACCGGAGAAAAGAAUGGCAUUAGGAAAGUAUUCUAGAGUAGAUGGCAGAAAGUCGUCGAGUUAUUGCUCCACUGUGACUAUAGUGGUAUUUGUAGCUCUCUGUUUAGUUGGGGUGUGGAUGAUGACAUCAUCAUCUAUUAUUCCAGAACAAAAUUCAGAUUUGUCCUCACAGGGGAAAAAGAAUGACGUGUCAACACACGUAACAGAAAGUAAAGAGAAUAACAACAACGCUGGUGAUGAGAGUAAUCCAACUGAUGAGGGAAAAUCAAAACAAUUUGAGGAUAACCCAGGUGAUUUACCUGAGGAUGCAACAAAAGGAGAUGCCGCAGUUAGUCAAGAAGAAAAUCGUUCUAAUCCACAAGAAACAGAAUCAACCUCAGAGGUGAAACAGGAAGAGAAAUCGAUAGAACAGAAAGAGGAUACUGGAGACUCUAAGUCGGAAACUCAGUCUGAGAGGGGGACAGAUAAUUCAGAUGACAAAAAGGAAGAUGGGCAAUACAAAGUAGAUGAUAAGGAUUCCGAGGCUGGGGAGAAAAACAAAAAUAAAUCUGUUGGAGAAGAGAUCGAAGAGGGUGCUGAUGAGAAAGAAUCAGUCGAAAACUCAGCUGAACUGAAUGAUAAAAAGGAUCAGGAGGUAGACCAAGGUUCUGAUGAGAAGGCUGAUGGUCAGAAGAAGGACCAGUCUUCAAGUGAGGUAUUUACUUCAGGGGUUCAGUCAGACCUUUUGAAUGAAACCACAACUCAAAAUGGAGCAUUUGGAACUCAGGCAUCAGAAUCAAAGAAUGAAAAGGAAAUGCAGAAGUCUUUGGGAUCAGAUAAAGAAAGUAGUUACACUUGGAAACUCUGCAAUGCCACUGCUGGGCCAGAUUAUAUCCCUUGCCUUGAUAAUUUGGAAGCAAUUAGGAACCUCAGAAGUACAAAACAUUAUGAACACCGAGAGAGACACUGCCCAGAUAAUCCUCCGACUUGUCUUGUUCCACUUCCUGAAGGAUAUCAACGUUCAGUUGAGUGGCCUACGAGUAGGGAAAAGAUAUGGUACCACAAUGUUCCCCAUACAAAGCUUGCAGAAGUUAAAGGACAUCAAAAUUGGGUAAAAGUUAGUGGUGAAUACCUUACCUUCCCAGGUGGGGGAACCCAGUUUAAGCAUGGUGCUCUGCACUAUAUUGAUUUCAUACAGCAGUCUGUUCCAGAAAUUGCCUGGGGCAAGCGAACUCGGGUUAUAUUAGAUGUUGGAUGUGGGGUUGCCAGCUUUGGGGGUUAUCUUUUCGAAAGAGAUGUUUUAGCAAUGUCUUUUGCUCCUAAAGAUGAACAUGAAGCUCAGGUUCAGUUUGCUCUUGAGAGGGGUAUUCCUGCUAUAUCUGCUGUCAUGGGUACAAAGAGGCUUCCCUUUCCCGGUCGAGUCUUUGACGUUGUUCAUUGUGCACGUUGCAGAGUGCCCUGGCAUAUUGAAGGGGGGAAACUUCUCCUGGAGCUCAAUCGUGUACUUCGACCUGGUGGAUUAUUUGUGUGGUCUGCUACUCCUGUCUACCAAAAGCUUCCUGAAGAUGUUGGGAUCUGGGAAGCCAUGAAGAAGUUGACAAACGCAAUGUGCUGGGAACUUAUUUCAAAAACCAAAGAUAGAGUUAAUGGAGUAGGGAUUGCUGUAUAUCGCAAGCCUACUUCCAAUGAGUGCUAUGAACAAAGAUCAAAAGACGAUCCCCCGCUUUGUCAAGGAUCUGAUGAUCCAAACGCAGCCUGGAAUGUGCCUUUACAAGCUUGCAUGCAUAAAGCUCCUGUUGCGACAUCAGAACGUGGAUCUCAAUGGCCAGAAUCAUGGCCAGCCAGGGUAUCGAAAUCACCUUACUGGUUAUUGAGUUCCGAGGUUGGAGUAUAUGGGAAACCAGCUCCAGAAGAUUUUACCGCAGAUUAUGAACACUGGAAACAUGUGGUUAAGAAUUCAUAUCUUACUGGAAUGGGGAUAAACUGGUCUACUGUGCGGAAUGUUAUGGACAUGCGUGCUAUCUAUGGAGGAUUUGCAGCUGCUUUAAGAGACUUGAAUGUGUGGGUUAUGAACAUUGUCUCAAUAGAUGCUCCAGAUACGCUCCCACUUAUUUAUGAGAGAGGUCUUUUUGGAAUUUAUCAUGACUGGUGUGAAUCCUUCAGCACUUAUCCCAGAUCUUAUGAUCUUCUCCAUGCUGACCAUCUCUUCUCCAAGAUUAAAACAAAGUGUGGUUUACCGGCAAUAGUUGCUGAAGUUGACCGCAUUUUGAGACCAGAAGGGAAGCUCAUCGUGCGUGACAAGGCAGACACCAUAACCGAGUUAGAGAGUAUGCUCAAGUCUAUGCAUUAUGAAAUCCGUAUGACCUAUACCAAGGACAAGGAAGGGCUGUUGUGUUGCCAGAAAACAAUGUGGCGCCCCAAGGACGUCGAGACACUAACUUAUGCCAUUGCUUAGCAUGCGCAGGAGUUGUGUUGGCUUUCAUGCCACGGUGACUAUAUAGUUUUCUGAUUAAAUUCUUGUAACUGUAUUCUUGUCAGUCUAUCACGUUCCAUCCCUUAGUAAUUAGUAGUAUCAUUAUAAUAUUUGUAAUAUUAUGUCAUUAGUUUUGGAGAAGGUGAACAUUCUUGCAAGUGUAAAUGCCAUUGGUUUAGAACGAUGGUAAAACUCAAAAGCACCACAACGAAAUUCAAGUUUUUGCGCUGAGUGCCCUCCAAAAGGAGUGGUCUUUAAUAUUGA
This is a messenger RNA of Lycium barbarum (goji berry), 3017 nucleotides long. RefSeq names its product probable methyltransferase PMT26. The transcript has 9 exons. Gene Ontology annotation, cellular component: endosome; trans-Golgi network; cytoplasm. Gene Ontology annotation, molecular function: methyltransferase activity. The coding region runs from base 315 to 2735 and encodes 806 amino acids. Lineage: Eukaryota; Viridiplantae; Streptophyta; Magnoliopsida; Solanales; Solanaceae. The record is from RefSeq and is a predicted model, not a curated record.